AUGAACUUGGCCAAGGGCCCCGAACGGGACCACCUUCAUCCUGCCUGCGCUGCACUGGGCGCCGUCUUGAACGGCAGCGGCGGCGAGGCAUCGGGCUCCCGCGGCUCCCUUGCGGCCCCCAGCCUCCGCCUGGGCUUCGACAUCGCCCUAGAAUGCAAAGUCAUCGUGCGCGUGGCCUCUCGCAGGGCCAAGUUUCAGGCCGAGCUGCGCAGGCUUCAAUCGAUCGAAGCAGAGCGCGCCUGGAUGCUCGCGCUCGCCUGUGCUCGCAGUCCCCCGAUGCCUCCGCCCGUGCUCUGCCUCUCUAUUGGGGCCAAGUCUGUCGGCGUCGCGAGGCAGGGCCUCGACUGCGCGGGCGACAUCGACGCCCGCCUCGCCGUCAUGAACGAUUUCGGGGCCGAGUUUGACUGCGAUGCGCGCGUCCUGGUCCACGGGUGCCGUUCCAGUCUCGCCGGCCCAUCGCGCGCUCCAGCGAAAUCUACCCACGGCUACGCCGACGACCUGGCGGUCGUCGCCAGGGACUUCUUUUCCUCGCUGCCCACUGUGCUCAGAGAGAUGAAGAAGGUUGCUCCUGAGACUGGUUUGGUCGCGCGCCCCUCCGAAACCGCGAUCGCCAUUCCGCGGCAGUUUGAGCUUUCGGAGAUCAGGGGCAAGUUUCAAAAACACGGGCUGAAGGUUGAUAGGUUCCAGGCCGCGCAUCCUGGGAAGUACAUCGUGAUAACCAUUGUCAUUGGCAGGACGAAUCCUGGGGACAAGCGGCUGCUCGAUGAGUACGCGAUCGGGCAGACCUUGGGCGAGGGCGCAUUCGGCGUUGUGUCCGAGUGCACGCACCGCUCAACUGGGCUCGAGUACGCGGUGAAGAUGGUCGACAAGGUUGAGACGCCCGUGGAUCAGAUCAGAAAGGAGGCAGCUUUGUUGGAAAGCCUGGAUCACGAGAACAUUGUCCGGGUCCAUGGUGUUUACUAUGAGAGGUGCUUCAUUUGCAUUAUAAUGGACAAGUACAGUGGCGGCGAUCUCGUGGAGGGCCUGCAGAGGCAACUGAAGGAGCGGGGCCCGAUGAAUUGCGACCACAUCGUGCACGUGUCGCGGCAAAUGGGAGCCAGCGUUCAGUAUUUGCACAUGAAGUUGACCGUCCACCGCGAUAUCAAGGGCUGUGCGGGCGGAAGAGCGGCGAGAUUCGUCAAGAAUGACUCGGCGGUCUUCCUCUUCGGCGCCUGCGCGGUCGGCGCUGCGGGCACGGAGGCGGACCUCACUGACCGAAAGGAUUUGAUGGACCCGGAGUGCAAAGUCGUGCUCACAGACUUCGGCACCGCCACGCGUGUGGCCGCCGACGAGCGGUUGAGCGCCGCCGUCGGCACCAAGAUAUUCUGGGCACCCGAGUUUUUCGACAGGAACUACAGCCUGAAGGUGGACGUGUGGGCGAUGGGCGUCAUCAUGUACGGCCUCGUGAGCGGACGCUUCCCCUUCGUGGGCGAGGCCGACGUCCGCGCGAAGGAGCUGAGGAUGUCGAGGCGGAUCGCUCGGCCCUGCCAGGACUUCAUCCGGAAGAUCCUGGAGAAGACGGAGGCUGCGCGGCUGUCCGCGGACCAGGCGAUGAGACAUGACUGGUUCUGCGCGCGCAGCCGCAGCCGCUCGAGCUCGGGUCAGGCCGGGGCGGGGGACGGCCGACCAGGUGUCGUGACAUCGGACGACGACGGCCCUACUCAUAACAUGAGGGCUGGCAGCACGAACGACGGCAUCAAGGCGAGACGAAAGGAACUGAUCGAUCGGCUGAACAAGGAGCACAACAUCCUCGGCAGCCAGAAUGGAUUUGGAAACCAGCUCACGCUGAAGCCGCCACGUCACCACGCCGAUGGGGACCAGUUCGUUCUCAAAGACAAGGCGAAUAAUCGUACGGUCUACGUGUGGAUGGACAGGGCGAGGCAGAGGGCAAGUAAGAUCCCAGACACCCAGAGGAAGGCAUCUUCCAAGUCGCUGCUGAAAGAGAACGGCUUUGACGUCCACAUGGUAUCCAACAUAUUGGAGGAUCAUAACAUCGAUAUCAGCGCUUUCGGAAGAGGCGAGGCGAAGCCACUGUCUCAGCUGGCCGCAGAGGUCGACAGUGGAGCCGCCCGGCUCAUGCUGGACGCCACCCAGCACAAACAAUUGGUGCGCGUGUGCGACAUCGUUGAGCUCAUACUCAGAAGUGGUGGCGGCGAGCGCAUCCUGAUCGAGACGGGGGAAGAACUCUGCCACGGCGGCAAGCGCGUCACCAACCGACUGCCCAGCGCGAAGAAGGAGCCCCACCAGAGCACGCGGCAGGUCGCCGAGAGGAUCUUGAAGGAGUUUCUCCAGCUCGACCCCGAGGGCGUAAAGUUUGAUCUUGGGAGGAUCGAGCGGGUGGAGGAGGAGAUCGAAUCUCAGUCAUAUCCGGGCAUCAGGUCUGUCCACCGCAAGGAGCUUGUGGCAGGCACGUUCUCCACGGCAGACGCGGCUGUCCUCGCCAAGGUUGGGUUGCCCUCGUUCAGCGCCUGGCAUGCCACCGACGCUGAGGGCAACACCAAGCUCUUCGGCUGGAUGACCAGUGGCGAGUGCGACGACAGGCAGAUCAAGCUGCAGCCAGAGGCCCAGAAGGUCUCGACGCUGGUGCGGGCACCCAUCGGCCUCGGCGAGGAAGCGCUCCGCAGGCGCCUCACAAACUGUGGUGUCGAUGCCAGCAAGUUCGGCGCCGACGGCGCAAAGACCCUGAAGGAAUUCUCAGCAGAGCUUGUUAAGGGGGAGUCCGCAUUGCUGGAGGACUCCUCCGGCAGAGUGGUGCGGAUUGUGGACGUCGUGGUUGUGGCCAUCUCAAGGAACGGGGGCAGCGAGCUGCUAGUGCAGACCGAGCAGAUCAGCUCGAACGGCACCAGCAAGACGCUGAACCGGCUCCCCGGCGCGAAGCGCCGCCCCGACGAGAACCACUUCCUCAGCGCGCGCCGCAUCAUCCGAAGACAGCUCGAGAUCGACGACAACAGGGUCGCCAUGGACAGGGCGGUCCAGAGCGUCGAGGAGGAGAUGCACUCGCCGUUCUAUCCCGGCCUCAUGACCGUGUACCGCAAGCGGCUCGUGAGUGGCGGCAUGCGGACGGAGUGA
Messenger RNA from Prorocentrum cordatum, 3108 nucleotides. The record is from the annotation of a GenBank genome assembly. Lineage: Eukaryota; Dinophyceae; Prorocentrales; Prorocentraceae.